ACAACCUCUUCACCACAACCCAAGAAUGGCUUCGCAAGAUCCUAAACAAAAUUCGGGCUCAUAUUGGCAACGAACCCCAACUUUAGCGUUGAAACAAGCUCUAUGCUAUUACUGCUGGGACAUAUCGUCCAAUCUCAAGCGAUGCAUCGCUUGCAAACGGGUCUCAUAUUGCUCAGUAGAGUGCCAAAAGCAAGAUUGGAACAGAAAUCACAAGCAAAUCUGUAAGAAGCUUGUUACUUUAAACAAGCAGAAAAGAUAUGUGCCCUCAGCUGGCAGACAUUGGAGAGAAUACCGUGAAGAGCAGGAGCUAGAAUUCUCAAAAUCCGGUACUAUGGAUCCUUGUGAACUUGGAACACUGAUUGGAAGAGAGUCUCAACUUGAAGAUGGGGCGAAUUUGAACGCCUGUCAAUACUGUCAUCUUACCUCGUUCUGUACCUCUUGCCAACAAACACAUCCAUCAGCGGAGUGCGCAACCUUGCAAGAUGUUGCAGCUGAUGCAAAGAUUUCGUUGGAUCUCUACCAGCAAACUGGAAAUAGCCUGACGUUUUCUAUCUCACAAUUUCCUCGAAACCAACAUUAUCCUCUCUCUUCUGCAACGGACUGGUAUGACUACUACACAAAGCUCUCAGACAAGGGUGUCCUCAGUUCCAAAAUGAACCGAGAUUUGAAGUACCAGGCAAACAACCCCGGAGAGCGAGCAUUCGUCGAACGUAUGAGAUACGGCACCAAUAUGACAACUAUUCAACUCACCUUAAUCGCUGCCUUGGAGGCGACAAUACCCAACAUGGGCACUCGGGGUUCGAUCAACCUUCACAUUAUAGGUGCAGCUAGAACAGAAUAUUCCUCUCUUCUUGCAUUCGAGGAAUUAUUGCACCUUUUACCGUCGCUGAAAACACUUCAGUUAUCAUUCGUGGGUUUGAAUGUAGAAACCCAGACGCCACCCACACUUCAGUGCUGCACCAUGUGUACCAAGGCGGGAAGGUCGAUUUCCAUCAUCACAUGGAGAGGUCCAUAUCACGAAUACGUCGAUACCAAGUUAUACAAGACGCCAGAUCUAGCAGCAGCCUUCCAUUCUGGAUUUUGGGUAGACGAACCAGCGAACUGGUACCCAACCAUCCAGUAUCUUGCACAUGCUCCACAUCCAACUCUUUUUACUGCUGCUAGAUACUUUGAGAUUGAGCGAGAGAUGAGAGUCUGGGAGACUCUGGAGGCGGAAUUCGUGAAGAACGCUGAAGUAAAUAAGUGGAAGGGGAUGUCUCCUUCUCUGGGGGUGUGUGGAGACAGGCCGAACGAGGUCAGCUAUAAAAACCAUUGGUGGUAUAUUGUGAAACAAACGUGAUUUGGAAACAUUAAUGGCAUUAUUGCGACUAAAAUUCGGAAAUCAGAGUCAUGAGAUUGAUCUUU
Molecule: messenger RNA, 1404 nt
Organism: Bipolaris maydis ATCC 48331
Lineage: Eukaryota; Fungi; Ascomycota; Dothideomycetes; Pleosporales; Pleosporaceae
Source: RefSeq, a predicted model, not a curated record